Esox lucius (northern pike) is the source of this 1765-nucleotide messenger RNA. Its product is annotated as serine/threonine-protein kinase Nek4-like. The transcript is spliced from 10 exons. Gene Ontology annotation, biological process: protein phosphorylation; lipoprotein metabolic process; lipid transport. Gene Ontology annotation, molecular function: protein tyrosine kinase activity; lipid binding; ATP binding. The record is from RefSeq and is a predicted model, not a curated record. The coding region runs from base 7 to 1638 and encodes 543 amino acids. Gene Ontology annotation, cellular component: extracellular region. Lineage: Eukaryota; Metazoa; Chordata; Actinopteri; Esociformes; Esocidae.
UCAGGAAUGCAGGUAGAUAUCCUAUUUCCUGGACUUCAGGCAAAGAGAAAAACAAAAAUGGGAAAAACCCAGAGUGUCCUUGAGAACAAAGGUUACACUAUCCAGGAGGAGGAAGAGAAUGGUGUCAUUGCUAUUGACAAAGAAGGUGACAGGUUUGUUGUUAAAGAAAUCAAACUUGAGAAAUCAAAGACAUCAGAUUUUAACUCUGAUGCUCAAUAUCUACUCUCUGAGAUGAGCACUCUACUGCAAAUAAGUCACCCUCAUAUUGCAAACUACAGAAACUCUUUUCAAGAUGGUAAUAGUUACUAUGUAGUUAUGGACCAUUGUGAGGGUGGAGAUCUCUCACAGAAGAUAAGAGAGAGGAGGGAGACUAGGACCCCUUUCUCAGAAGAACAGAUCAUGGACUGGCUUGUUAAGAUCUGCAUGGCCAUUAAGUGUGUCCAUGAUAAGGGCCUUCUUCAUAGAGACCUGAGACCACAGAAUAUCUUCCUCACUCAAUUUGGGACACUUCGUUUGGGAAAUUUUGGAAGACUCACUGAAAUCAGUGGUAAAGGAUCUUCAAAGAAUGCAGCAUAUUUAGGUCCAGAAGCUCUAAAUAGUGAAAUCUAUAACACCAAAAGUGAUAUAUGGUCCCUGGGGUGUGUGCUGUAUGAGAUGUGCAUGCUUCAGUCUGCAUUCACUGCAGAGAACAGAAAGAAGCUCCCAGAGAGCUUCUCACAUGAGCUCCGUGAUCUGCUGUGUGACAUCUUCCAACAAGACCCAUCCAUUAGGCCUUCAGCUGGAGAAAUCCUGGCAAAACACUUCAUUAUUAGUUUCCUCACAAAAAAGAAUGCGACAACUGUGAAGGAACUCCAGACAAAUUUGGACAACCUGAGAGCGUUGGCAGACGGCUUGGAGCGUGUGCACCAGGGCACCACCAUAGGCAGUCUGACAGGAGGUGUUAUUGGGGCUGUUGGAGGAAUCACCUCCAUAGUGGGACUCAUCCUAGCUCCCUUCACUCUGGGCGCCUCCCUGAUCGUCACUGGGGUCGGUGUUGGGGUGGCUGUCGCUGGUGGAGCCACAGCCGGAGUAUCCAACAUAACCAACAUGGUCAAUCAGUCUACAGACCGAAAAGCCAUCAAGAGCAUCAUCAAGGAGUUCCAGGAGAAGAUGAACUCUGUGGUGGUUUCUCUAACAGACAUCGCUGAGGGUUUAGAGAUGCUAAGUGGGAGUGGCUCCUUUGACGCAGGAAGUGACAACUUGCUGCCAAGGGCUGGAGCACGAGUUGGGAGGGGCCUCGGGGCCAUUCCAGAGCUCAUCCGAUUGGUCCAAGUGGCCAACAUUGGUAGGGUUGCAGCCCAAGCUGCCAGGGCAGUGCGUGUGGCUGAAGUGGCAACAGGAGUAUUCAGUGGUUUUUUUGUAGCAUUGGAUCUCUACUUCAUCGCCGUGGAUGCCAAAGAGAUCCACAACAUCCGACAGGCAAAGGCGAACAGGCAGUCUCUUAACCCUGAAUGUGAAGAACUAGUUCCUGAACCCAAGCCUGAGGUCCAGUCAGAGACCAUGAAGUUCAUCCAGACUAUCAGACAGACAGCUGAUCAGCUACAGGAGAGCCUGAACGAACUGAGGGACGUCAUUUCAUUUAUUCCAAAGAUAGAUUAAGGGCUGUUCUUAACCAAAAUGAUUUAAUACGUUACUAUGAUGCUGCCGCGACCCGAUGGAUAUGUUUUAACGAUUCUGCUGAACUUCGGUUGGAGAGCUUAGGGGCUCGAUUUGCAAUCAUUAGGAG